This is a messenger RNA of Cooperia oncophora, 351 nucleotides long. The record is from the annotation of a GenBank genome assembly. NCBI's taxonomy places the organism in Eukaryota, Metazoa, Nematoda, Chromadorea, Rhabditida, Trichostrongylidae.
AUGGAUGUCUCGCAUUAUGCUGAAACCAAGAGUAGAGGUUCAUCCCCACGCAGCCACUACUGCAUUUCCGUGGCAACGCAGUUGGCAGCCGGAUUAGCCUAUUUGGAAUCCUGCAAUUUCGUGCAUAGAGACAUUGCGGCACGAAAUUGCCUGGUGGAUGAAGAGGGAAAUGUUAAAAUUGCUGAUUUUGGCAUGGCACGAAGUCUCUACUCAAAUGACUACUAUCGAGUCGAAGGACAGUUUGUUUUGCCCAUCCGAUGGAUGGCAUGGGAAAGCCUGCUGCUGGUUAGUUGCUAUAUUUCAGUAUGGGGACCCUCUCUAAUGUGCUGGAACCACCGGAUUUUCAUCUGA